This is a messenger RNA of Saccostrea cuccullata (small rock oyster), 1647 nucleotides long. RefSeq lists its product as uncharacterized. Lineage: Eukaryota; Metazoa; Mollusca; Bivalvia; Ostreida; Ostreidae. The coding region runs from base 173 to 1357 and encodes 394 amino acids. The transcript is spliced from 5 exons. The record is from RefSeq and is a predicted model, not a curated record. Gene Ontology annotation, molecular function: ubiquitin-protein transferase activity.
CUUCUUCAGAAAUUUUAUCAAAGAUAAAUUUCAUAAUUUAUGAUAAGAAUAUUUCUCGGAGAUAAUUGUUAACCUUGUUAAAUAGAUAUAUUUUGUUCUAAUUUUGUACUUAUUUUGUAGUUCAGCAAAUCUGACAUCUGGAACCUGUCCGAUCUGCAAUAAAGAGUAUCCGAUGGAAAUCAUUUCAGUGCAUGCCUCCAGUUGUGGAGAGGGAAAGAGCAGUGUUAAGUUGAACAUGACUCUCCAAGAAAAGAUUUCAAAUAUAUUGGAAGAUACAAAAAAACAUGAAAAACCAUGGACUCUUAAAGUUGUGAGAAGGAUGUUUGCAAGUACCGCUAUUGAACAACUAGAGGAUGGUGAUGAAGAAGAUUGGAAGAAACCGAUAAGUAUUCUUUUCAUUGGAGAAGAAGGAAUAGAUGCAGGAGGACUUUCUCGUGAAUUUUUUUCUCUCCUCUUUAAAGCCACCAAAGUUUUCGAAGGAAAUACGUUCUCUGUAGAUCCUCAACUUCUGGACAGUAAACGCUAUAGGCUGAUAGGGAAAGCAGUAGGAAAAGCGAUUAUUAGUGGUCACCCAGGACCAAGGUGCUUGAACCAGCAUGUUACACGAUACAUCUUGCAGGGUUUGGAGCCGGACUUUUCAAAGGUUAAAACAAAUGAAAUAUGCAGAGCAGAUGCAGUGAAGGCUAUAACUGAUAUAGAAGAAGCCACAAAUGAGACCAUCUCAGAAGUAUUUAAUGAACAUAUUUCAUUACUGGAUGCUACUGGGUAUUCCAAGGUUCUUACUUUUGAGAAGAAGGAGGAGGCCAUCAGAACCUUGAAGGCUUACUAUCUACUUUACAGACCAAUGGCAUCAAUCAAUCAAUUUAUUGAAGGACUAAAAAUCCAUGGCCUCUUUGAAAUACUACAACAGCACCCAGAUGAGGCAGCCUCUUUCUUCAGUGAAAGAAGUUUCCCCUCUGCAGAUGAAGUACAAGCUUUUUUCAUCCCAGUAUUUUCCAAAAUUGAGGAGGAAAAGGCGGAAGAAGAGAUAAUAAUCUAUAACUGGGGGAAAUGUCUGAAGAACAUUGAAAAGGGUAGGAUUUCAACACCCUGGUUGUCUCUUGAUACCGAUCAGGAAGAGGUGGUUCAGCUGAACAUUGGUCACCUACUCCAAGCUUUGUUAGGCUGUCCUAACUUGACCCCCUAUUUAUCAAGUGGGCUGAUUAAAUUUGAUCAUGAAUCUUUUGAUCUUCCACGUAUAAACACAUGUGCUCCAUCAAUUACAUUUUCAAGGAUUAAACAAAUCCAAAAUUACACUGCAUUCCAAGAGGCAGUUUUAAAUGUAGUUGUUGGAGCAUAUGGUUUUGGAAGUGCUUAAAGCUGAACACGACUCGUAAAUAGGCAUACGCCAUUUUCGAUGUCAUUAUCUACAAUCAAAACUGUGGUAUACUCGUAGCAUUCGAUACACCUGACUGCUUUAUUGUCAUGGUUACCGGUGUGGAAUGGCGACCCGUGUUUGUGCUCGUUAUCUUGCUUUACCUUUAUUUACAUUUUAUUACAGUUACAUAUAUCUUUAUUUGUUUAUAUACUGCACUGUCCUGUAAAACUAUAAUUGUAAAUUUAUUUGGUAUCUUACUUUCCUGCAUUAGACAAAGUAUCAUAUUUUUC